GAUCUACAUUAUCAUAAAAUUAGGGUUUCAAAAUCUCCAUUCAGAAAACAUUAACAGCUUUUAUAGAUCAAUCGUCAAGCUCGUUCGGUGAAAUCGCUUCCGGUUAUGGAGAUGGAACGUGUUACCGAGUUUCCGAUGAGUCAGUUGGAUCUUAGGCCGAGAAAACGACAGCGUUUGGGCUGGGAUGUGGCUCCUCUCACGCCGAAGGCUCAGGUAGGGUUGUUUUGUGGACAAGAGAUUGGGGAUGUGCCCAGCUUUGCACUCUCUGGGGCCCCAUCAGACUAUAUUAGUUCGUCCAUUCUUAAGCGUGUGGCUCGAAAUGUUUCUCCUCCGUGGCGCCAAGAUGAUAAAGAUGGGCAUUAUGUGUUUGCAGUUGGAGAUAAUCUAACCACCCGAUAUAAGAUUCAUGGAAAAAUGGGCGAAGGUACCUUUGGACAAGUUUUAGAAUGUUGGGACAAAGAAAGAAAAGAGAUGGUUGCAAUAAAAAUAGUUCGUGGUAUAAAGAAAUAUCGUGACGCUGCUAUGAUAGAGAUUGAUGUGUUGCAACAACUUGGUAAACAUGACAAAGGGGGCAACCGUUGUGUGCAAAUAAGGAACUGGUUUGACUAUCGUAACCAUAUCUGUAUUGUUUUUGAGAAGCUUGGACCAAGCUUAUAUGAUUUUCUACGCAAAAACAAUUAUAGCUCAUUCCCAAUUGACCUAGUUCGGGAGAUUGGCAGACAACUUUUGGAUUGUAUAGCAUUUAUGCAUGAAUUGAGGCUGAUACACACUGAUUUAAAACCUGAGAAUGUGCUUUUAGUCUCUUCAGAGUAUCUGAAGGUGCCUGAUUACAAGGGUUCUUCAAGGUCACCAAAAGAUGGUUCCUUUUCUAAAAGGGUCCCAAAAUCAAGUGCCAUUAAGGUGAUCGACUUUGGUAGUACAACGUAUGAUCGUCAGGAUCAGAGCUACAUAGUAUCUACUCGUCAUUAUCGUGCACCAGAAGUUAUUUUAGGACUUGGAUGGAGCUACCCUUGUGAUAUCUGGAGCGUCGGUUGUAUUCUUGUUGAACUAUGCACGGGUGAAGCUUUGUUUCAAACUCAUGAAAACUUGGAACAUCUUGCAAUGAUGGAGAGAGUCUUUGGCCCGUUGCCUAAUCACAUGUUGAGGAGAACAGACCGACAUGCUGAGAAGUAUGUGAGAAAGGGUAGAUUGGACUGGCCCGAGGGUGCAGCAUCAAGAGAAAGUAUUAAAGCUGUGACGAAGCUACCUCGACUUCAGAACUUGAUUAUGCAGCAUGUGGACCAUUCUGCAGGGGAUCUGAUUCAUUUGCUGCAAGGGCUUUUAAGGUAUGAUCCAUCAGAGAGGCUAACGGCACGAGCUGCACUAAGACAUCCUUUUUUCACGAGGGAUCAUCUAAGACGGUAUUAGUCUUAAAAGUUAAACUUCGGUCAAUUGGAAAGAUCGAGGAGACAACACGCAAGCCAACGAUCAGGCACUCUUUGACUGUACAGAAUUAUAAACCCCCUAACAUAGGGUUUGGUUGGUAUUCAUGCAAACAACAGUCUUCUAUAGCAAACACAUCUGAUUGACUGUAAUUUUACUGAUUAUGCUUUGUACAAACCGUGAAGUUGCCUACCUGACUUUGAAUGGGUGACGUCAUGGUACUUGUAAUUUGUAGUUUUUUUGUUUACAGCUGAUAAUUAUUUGAAAUGCAGUUUUUUACUUUUUAUAAAAUUAUUCGUUAUAUAUUGA
Molecule: messenger RNA, 1731 nt
Organism: Helianthus annuus (common sunflower)
Lineage: Eukaryota; Viridiplantae; Streptophyta; Magnoliopsida; Asterales; Asteraceae
Product: serine/threonine-protein kinase AFC2
Exons: 12
Coding region: 106-1407 (433 amino acids)
Biological process (GO): protein phosphorylation
Cellular component (GO): nucleus
Molecular function (GO): protein kinase activity; ATP binding
Source: RefSeq, a predicted model, not a curated record